GUCGCGGUGGGUGUUUCCGCAUUCCGCGCAGACCUGUCAGCAGAGGCGCAAGUUGGACAGGGGGGACUGUCGCGUCUGUACAGAAGCCUUCUCAGUCAUUCCCAGAGGAAUAGCGGUCCAUCGACAGGGAGCAGGGAUGCCUUACAUGUUGAUCAGCACGCAGAUCCGACUGGAGAAUGGGCCAACAAAUGUGGGAGACGAAUACUCUGAUCCAGCUGUAAUGAAUUAUCUGGGAGCAAGGAAAACGACCAUGCUGGGAAACAAUUUCUCAGAGUACCAUGUGGACGACCCCCCUCGCUUGGUGCUGGACAAGCUGGAGAGGAUGGGCUUCCGCGUGCUGACGAUGACGGGGGUGGGACAGACGCUAGUGUGGUGCCUCCACAAGGAGACGGAGUGACCGGAGUGCUGACUGGAUCAAAACACCUGUAUCAGGCUUGGUUCUCUCUACAUUCGAACCACUGACAGCUCCUAAGUCAACCCUUUGUCAAGCGAAAAGAAAGUUCUUAAAUUGAGAUUAUCCCAGACGUAAGGUUGCAGAUUACACUCAAUAGGUGACAGGGCACCAGUUUCAGGGGGAGGCCGAACUACAUUCCAGAGAUCAAGACCUUUCGUCCAUACUGUUUGCUAUUUACCACUGGAAGCAAGUGUAGGGUGUGAGGGCCAGGUUUAUUGUUAAUGUCACUUGGCAGUAGAAUGUAAUUAAAGGCAUGUCUGUAAAUUCAGCCCAGGAAAAAGGCCUCGCCCAAGUAAAUAAAACACUGUGCACUGUGUAUCAUAUGCUCAUGAUUAAAUGAUGUAAUGAUAUGGAUUGCUUGUGCACUUAUUAAUAAAAUAAAACAAUUUGC
This is a messenger RNA of Scatophagus argus, 845 nucleotides long. It is a transcript of the gene gchfr, whose product is annotated as GTP cyclohydrolase I feedback regulator. The coding region runs from base 137 to 397 and encodes 86 amino acids. The record is from RefSeq and is a predicted model, not a curated record. The transcript has 3 exons. Gene Ontology annotation, biological process: negative regulation of biosynthetic process. Gene Ontology annotation, molecular function: GTP cyclohydrolase binding. Gene Ontology annotation, cellular component: nucleus; cytoplasm. Lineage: Eukaryota; Metazoa; Chordata; Actinopteri; Scatophagidae.